Molecule: messenger RNA, 1822 nt
Organism: Carassius auratus (goldfish)
Lineage: Eukaryota; Metazoa; Chordata; Actinopteri; Cypriniformes; Cyprinidae
Product: reprimo-like protein
Exons: 1
Coding region: 450-794 (114 amino acids)
Source: RefSeq, a predicted model, not a curated record
AUUUGGGUUUAAAUUUUUGACCACUGGAUCAAAUCCCAUUGAUUAGAAAACCCUCUCGAGCUCUGCUGCCAGAGAACGGUCUCCGUGGCGACAUCCAGGCUGAUGGCGCGCGCUCACUCUCCCGAGCCCCCCUCCUCCACAUGGAACACAAGCGCGCACCAAACCUGCGCGCAGGUCUCGGCUCAGUAGCAUUUGCUUUAGAAGUGCCUUGAGCGCUCAUCAUGUUCGUUAAGACAUCUUAUUGACUGCUAGUUGUGAGAGAAUCAAGCACCGUUUUGUCCAGUUUGCAUGUAGUUUAAUGGUAUGAACCUUCAACUGAUUUUAGGAGAUACUUUUAUCACUUUUUCUCCUCAUGAAACUUACUCGAUUCAACAGGCAGCUGCAGAAAGUGAACUGAUGCCAUAAGACACGAUUGUCUUCAGCUUCAGUUUUCUGCGUCUCCGCUCAGGAUGAACGGAACGUUUUUUAACCACACGGUGUUUACGCACAGCGUUCUGCUCAACCGCAGUCAAGAGCUCGCGGGGACACUAGUUGAUUGCUGCACGGGGAACGGGAGCGAGGUAACCGCAAACGACGGCGGCGGGUCUUCAGUUCUCGCUCAGGAGGAACGCAAGCUGUUCGUUACGCGCGUGGUGCAGAUCGCGGUGCUGUGCGUUCUUUCCCUCACGGUGAUGUUCGGGAUCUUCUUUCUCGGUUGCAACCUCAUGAUCAAGUCCGAAAGUAUGAUCAACUUCCUGGUCAAGGACCGGAGACCAUCCAGAGACGUGGAGGCGGUGAUGAUCGGACUGAGUUAGUCACGGGUGUCACCUGUAACCGGGCUGCAGGGGCGCGUGACACCCGGCUGUCCUCAGACUGGGAUCCGAAGAUAUGCAACUUACAUUUUCACUCCCUUUGCGUUCUGGAAUAGAAAAGGCGAGGUGGAUGAACUGAAGCAAAGAUGACAUAUAGCUGCACGUUUACGAAAUAAGAAUGUAUUAUCAAUGUUUACGUAGCUUUUUGUAUUUGAGGUAAUUUUGCUUGUGAUUUUAAGCGUUUACACGUUUUUACCUCAGAAAAAAAAAUCUAAUUAUGUAGGCAUAUUUAUUGUAUUUUGUUUGUUAUAGUUAGCAAAUUAUAGGCCGGGAUCGAGGGGGUUGUUCUUGCGAAACGCAAAUUGUAGCCUACUUUGGUGCAACGAUUCUAAAAGUUGGUUAUCUAAAAUACUUUUAACAAGUGAUAAACGUCUGCGUUUUCGAGGGACCCGCACAAAAUUAGUCGUAAUGGAAAGCACAUAAGAGACAUGUUGUCUUGGUGACUUCAUUUGGUGAGCGGAAUAUAGCACAUUACCAACGGUGUAACUUUUAUUAUUACUGAAAACCCUAUUGAAAUCUAUAUGAUUGCAUUAAAAAAAGUUAAUUUACUAAAACUCUAACAAUCUUAUAUUUGACUCACUUUUGGUGGUGAGGGGUUUAAGCCAUUACUGGAAAUAUUCAGACUUCCCCAAUCCCACCGUCCUGGUUUGUAGCUAGACAAUCACUUUCAAAAGCAUGUUGCUUUGUGAACGGUGACUUUUGCACCUUGAAUUGCAGCUUGAAUUGUUUUGAUUUUGAAGAUGUAAUCGUGUAUUUUUCUUCAGUUUUAACUUGUGGCCGAGAGCACGUGAGGGGGGAGAUGCUCAUUUGGUGGCGCACUUGCACUUCCCCGAUCGCAUGCGCGUGCUCGGUGUGUGAGGUGUCACUUUCUAGGUAAAGAUAUCAAUGCUGCAUGGAGUAUUUUAUGAACUUUAUUGACUUGCAAACUUGAAGUUGUGCAGCAUGCUGAAUUGAAUAAAGCUGUUUAAAAC